UUAUGCUGGUGAAUAAAAUGUACACCGGAAGGAAUAUGUUUAUGCGCGCACAUUGACACCCAGUCAACUGUAGUACCACACAAAAAGAGAUGGGCUCUGUUGGUGCUGGUUGUGGAUUAAUUGGAGGUGUAUUUUCAGUUUCAUUUCUCUUUAUCACUUGUCUAUAUGGAUCCAUUUUCAUAUAUGGACCUGUGCUACCACUGAUGGUUAUAUGGCCUUGGCUAUAUAGAAGAGUGGUUGAGGUUCUUAGCUCAAUGUGGCAGACACAAAUUGUGACUUGUUUUGAACUUCUGCAAGGAAUGAAAGUUGUUGUCACUGGAGAUGCAAUCCAACGUCAUGAGAAGACGAUGGUGUUGAUGAAUCACAGAACCAGACUUGACUGGUUGUAUUUCUUUCCCUAUGUGUUCCACGCUCGUAUCCUUAACAGGCAGAAAAUCGCACUGAAGUCAAUGUUGAAAUGGAUUCCAGGGUUGGGUUGGGCCAUGCAAGUUGCAGGUUAUAUAUUCCUUGAUAGGCAAUGGGAAGCUGACCAAGUUCAUAUUAGCAACAUUCUGAGCUAUUUUGUUGAACUCGAAUCAAAACCAAAUAUUUUAUUUUUCGCUGAAGGAACUGAUUUUAAUGAAGGAAGUAAGAAAAGAAGCAAAGAAUAUGCUCGGAAAAGUGGUUUAACUGAGUUUGAGUACGUGCUUCAACCAAGAACUACCGGUUUCACAUACUUUGUCAACCAUUUGCGAAAUAUCAGUGGCAUACACGCUGUACAUGAUGUCACGAUUGCGUACCCGUACGAGAUCCUGCAUAAUGAGCUCGAACUAAUAAAAGCAGGGGCGCCUCGUGCUGUUCAUUUUCACAUCAAGCGUUAUUCAAUAUCCGAGUUGCCGGAAGACCAGGAUGAAUUAGGCAAAUGGUGUCAGAAUCUUUGGGCUGAAAAGGAAGCUUUGUUGAAAGAAUAUUAUUCUGAACCCAAUCCCGAUCUCCGGCGUUUUAAGUGCGAGAAAAAACCACCGCAGGAUCCGAGAACCUUCUUGCUCAUCCUAGGUUUCUGUGCGUGGUCGGCGAUCACUGUUUUCUGUACCUACCUUGUCGUUGUCAGUUCAUUUGCGCGCUAUUACGCAUUGAUGAUGAUUCUAUUUUAUUUGAGCUCCGGUUACCUGCUUGGCGGAGUCGAAAAGCUCGAGAUGAUUUUGUUUGAACAGUUUAAAAAGCCUCGUCCUUUGUGGGGGCGUAGAAACAGCGGUCGCGGAGAAAUAGGCGGUGGCGACGCUUAUUAUACUCGAUUAAACCGUUCAUAAGAAGACACCAAAUAAGCAUUAUUUUAUAUUCGCAAUCGACGUUGUAAUUGCUUCGUGUAUGCUCACUGCUCAAUCAAUAAUUUGCACCCAAUUUAGAUUAUUAAUUCAAUUUUACGCUUUGGUUUGACUAUUUUAUCAACUUCCGCAAAAAUCGUGAAGUUUUAAUUUAGUCAAACAGGUUUCAUUUUUGAAACCUUUAAAAGUGACAGUUGUUGCAGUAAAAUUGUGUGAUAUUUAUUUAUUCGUUGUUCCGCACUGUCAGCAAACGUUAACUAAACGUAUCGUAACAGCAAUUCGAAUAGUAAUGAAACUUUAAUAAUUGUUUUGCGUGUUAAACACAUUCGUGUAUUGUUUAACGUUUUUAACAGUUUGUUGUUGCCCACCCUCCCUGUUGAAUAAAUGUCAUUCACUUGUCAA
This is a messenger RNA of Ciona intestinalis (vase tunicate), 1706 nucleotides long. Lineage: Eukaryota; Metazoa; Chordata; Ascidiacea; Phlebobranchia; Cionidae. The record is from RefSeq and is a predicted model, not a curated record.